Messenger RNA from Lolium rigidum, 621 nucleotides. RefSeq names its product ras-related protein Rab-2-A-like. The transcript has 4 exons. The coding region runs from base 1 to 621 and encodes 206 amino acids. Gene Ontology annotation, cellular component: Golgi apparatus. The record is from RefSeq and is a predicted model, not a curated record. Gene Ontology annotation, molecular function: GTPase activity; GTP binding. NCBI's taxonomy places the organism in Eukaryota, Viridiplantae, Streptophyta, Magnoliopsida, Poales, Poaceae.
AUGUCGUAUGCCUAUCUAUUCAAGUACAUCAUCAUCGGCGACUCAGGUGUUGGCAAGUUCUGCCUGCUGCAGCAGCUCACUGACAAGCGGUUCCAGCCCGUCCAUGACCCCACCAUCGACGUCGAGCCCGACGUCUUCGGCACCAGGAUGAUCCCCGUCGACAACAAGCCCAUCAAGCUCCAGAUCUGGGACACGCCAGGUGCAGAAAGAUUCAGAUCGAUAACCAGAUCAUACUACGAUGAAGUUUCUGGUGCUCUUCUGGUGUAUGACAUCACAAGGAGGGAAACCUUUAAUCAUCUCGCGAGCUGGCUGGAAGAUGUAAUGAAUUUUGCAAUCAAGGGCAUGAUCACAAUAACGCUAGUUGGAAACAAAUGUGAUCUAUCUGAAAGACGUGCCGUGAGCUAUGCUGAGGGUGAGAAGUUUGCAAAGGAGCAUGGCUUGAUCUUUAUGGAGACAUCUGCAAAAACUGCGCAAAAUGCUGAGGAGGUGAUAAUUGAUGUAUUGUCAAAUGUGUUUCAAGCCAUUUCUCUGUACGAUUUUCUCUCGCCAUUUGAAAUGCAGGCUUUCGUUAAGACUGCUGGAGCAAUAUGCAAGAAAAUUCAGGACGGUUUGUUCGAUUAA